This is a messenger RNA of Naegleria lovaniensis, 1464 nucleotides long. RefSeq lists its product as uncharacterized. The coding region runs from base 1 to 1464 and encodes 487 amino acids. The transcript has 2 exons. Lineage: Eukaryota; Heterolobosea; Eutetramitea; Acrasida; Naegleriidae. The record is from RefSeq and is a predicted model, not a curated record.
AUGGCGAUCUUGAUGAUGAUGAUCGCAUUGGUUCAUGCAACCCGCAUUCAAGUCUCUACAUCCACUGAACUCUGGGGAAAGAUCAAUACACUUAAAGCCGGAGAUGAAUUAUUAAUUCGGGGAGGCUCUUACACCACCAAUGUUGCAGGCUAUUACAAAUUGGUUACCUUACGAGGAAACUUAACUCAUCCCAUCCGAGUCUAUGCUCUUUCCAAUGAAACGGUUCUCAUCUCGGGAGAUUCUGCUGGCUCUCAGAAUAUCGUGAAUUUAGAUGUCGAGUAUGCAGUGUUCGAGAAUUUACAAUUUACAUUGGGAAGUCGUGGAGUUCGAGUUCAACAUGCACAACAUUCUCAGUUUUUGAAUUUGAAAGUGAACAAUGCAGGAGAUGCUGCAUUUACUACCAAUGAUUCAGGACAAACUUAUUUGAAUUUAACCAUCCGAGGAUUGGAGAUUAGUAAUACGCGUGGAACGGGAGAAUGUUUUUAUUUGGGAUGUAAUAAUGCUGCAUGUAAGAUGGUGGAUUGUGUGAUUGAGAAUAAUUAUUGUCAUGAUACCACUGCUGCUUCACAGGGUGAUGGAAUUGAGUUAAAGACUGGAUCGUACGGUAAUAUUAUUCGAAACAAUGUAAUUUUCAACACGAAAUAUCCUGGAAUUACUCUCUACUCCACUUAUUAUACCAAUUAUGAUGCAGCUGAAAAAGCUUUGGCCAUCUCAAAGCCAAAUAUUGUGGAAGGAAAUAUCAUUUGGACCACAAUCGACAAUGGAAUUCAAGUCACAGGUAAUGCCAUUAUUCGAAAUAACAUUAUCAUGAAUUGUGGUGCAAGUUGCAUUGCCAUCCAAACCAAUCAAGGAGUGGUUGAAAAUGUGAAACUUCUUUUCAACACUGCUGUGACUGCUGGCAGUGCUUGUUUAAGAGUCACCAACUCUGGUCCAGGAAUUGUCAUUGCCAACAAUGCUGCCUAUUGUACUACUGCAUUGUAUGCAGCUCAGGCUCUUCCUGGCGAUGGUAUUGUCAAGAACAAUGUAAUUCAAGGUACCACCAACAUUGCCACUGCUAAUGCCACAUUGAAGAUUGGAAAUUUGGCUGCUGAUUUCCAACAAACUACGACACUCCCUUACAAUCUCUUCCCAACGGCAACAAGCUCAGUAUUAGCAAAGGCAGACUCUUCACAAAGUGUUUCUCAUGAUUUCAAUGGAAAUGCUCGAAGUGGAGCUUUGGACUGUGGUGCAUAUCAGAAAGGAUCUGCUUCAACAAAUCCUGGAUGGAUUCCAGUGAAAGGAUUUAAACCUUACGUGUAUACUCCUUCUCCACAACCAUCUCCCCAACCAUCACCAAAAGUAUCACCAAAAACAUCACCAAAGGUAUCACCAAAGAGUUCCCAAAGGACAAACAUUGCUGCAAUUUACUCGGCUAAUACUGUGUUAUUUAUUGUUUUGAUUUCUACAGCUCUUAUGCUCAUGUAA